Messenger RNA from Verticillium dahliae VdLs.17, 2700 nucleotides. Its product is annotated as ATP-dependent RNA helicase DBP10. The transcript has 2 exons. NCBI's taxonomy places the organism in Eukaryota, Fungi, Ascomycota, Sordariomycetes, Glomerellales, Plectosphaerellaceae. The record is from RefSeq and is a predicted model, not a curated record. Gene Ontology annotation, molecular function: RNA binding; RNA helicase activity; ATP binding. Gene Ontology annotation, cellular component: nucleus. Bases 1 to 2700 code for a protein of 899 amino acids.
AUGCCUCGCCGCGAAGCCUCUCCCACGCCGUCCGACGGCGGCUACGACAUUGGCGACUCUCUCUUUGCUGUUGAUGAUGGCGCCAGUGACGAUGGCAAGAAGGGCAAGCGCCAGAACGCCGAGCUGGAUUUCGAUGUUGACGACAUUCUUCACGGAGACGAUGAUGGCGACGACGGAGAUGAGGCCUUCAUUGCCCUCAAGCAGGCCGCCGCCAACAGGAAAACGACCAACCUCACGGGCAAGGUGAACAAAAAGGGCGGUGGCUUCCAGGUCAUGGGUCUCAAUUCGAAUCUCCUCCGAGCCAUCACGAAGAAGGGUUUUGUGCAGCCGACGCCCAUUCAGCGCAAAACCAUUCCCUUGAUCAUGGACCGCAAGGACGUCGUGGGCAUGGCCCGCACCGGUUCCGGAAAGACGGCUGCCUUCGUUAUUCCCAUGAUUGAGCGCCUCAAGACGCACAGCGCCAAGUUUGGUGCCCGAGCCCUCAUCAUGUCGCCGUCUCGCGAACUGGCCAUCCAGACGCUGAGAGUCGUCAAGGACUUCAACAAAGGAACGGACCUCAAGGCGGCACUGGUUGUCGGUGGUGACAGCAUGGACGAGCAGUUUAGUCUGCUGUCGGCCAACCCCGACAUUAUCAUCGCCACGCCCGGUCGAUUCUUGCAUUUGAAGGUCGAGAUGUCCCUGAACCUUUCCUCCAUCCAGUACGUCGUUUUCGACGAAGCCGAUCGUCUUUUCGAGAUGGGUUUUGCGGCCCAACUCACCGAGAUCCUGCAUGCGCUUCCCCCUUCGAGGCAAAGUCUGCUGUUCUCCGCGACGCUGCCUGCGUCGCUCGUCGAAUUCGCGCGUGCUGGUCUCCAGGAUCCCACCCUUGUGCGACUAGAUAUCGAGACCAAGGUGUCUCCAGACCUCGAAAGUGCCUUUUUUGGCGUCAAGGGAGCCGAAAAGGAAGCGUCCCUCCUGCACAUUCUUCACGACAUCAUCAAGAUGCCGCUUGGCAGCCCCGACGGCAUGCCUCUUGACGGCAAGCCUAACAAGAAGCGAAAGCGCGGAAAGGACGGCUCGGGCGGCAAGGGAAAGCCUACAGAACACUCAACCAUCAUUUUCGCGGCGACCAAGCAUCACGUUGAAUACCUGGCGAACUUGCUGCGGGUGGCUGGUUUCGCCGUAUCCUACGUUUAUGGUGCGCUCGACCAGGAAGCGCGUAGGAUACACACGGAGAACUUUCGCAACGGCAGGUCCAACAUCCUGGUCGUCACAGAUGUCGCUGCUCGAGGUAUCGAUAUUCCUGUGCUGGCGAAUGUCAUCAACUACGACUUUCCGCCCCAGCCCAAAGUUUUUGUGCAUCGUGUCGGUCGAACUGCCCGUGCCGGUCAACGCGGUUGGGCCUACAGCAUCGUUAGGGAGCUCGAUGCCCCUUACCUGCUCGAUUUGCAGCUAUUCUUGGGACGCAAGAUGGUGGUCGGCCGUGAGAGCGAGAGCCCGUCCUACAACGAAGAAGUCGUUGUGGGUGCGCUGCCGCGCAACAGGAUCGAGGUGCACAUGGAGUGGCUGGCCAAAGUCCUGGGCGACCACGAGGAUAUCGAGGCCACGCGGAGGGUCUCUGUCAAGGCCGAGAAGCUCUACCUCAAGACGCGCAACUCGGCGUCGAGCCAAAGCGCAAGGCGUGCGCGCGAGACGGUCGGGAGCAAGGCGUGGUCACAGCUGCACCCGCUCUUUGACGAGGUCAAGGACGAUGAUGCGCAGGCGCGGGCGGAGCUGAUGGCCAAGGUAAGCGGCUACCGGCCGCACGAGACCAUCUUUGAGAUUAGCAGGGGCGGGAAGGCGGGCAACAGCGAGGCGGCCGAGGUGAUGAAGGAGCUGCGCAAGAGGAUCACGCCGAGGAGAGGUCAAGCAGCGGAGGAAGAAAUCGAUUCGGACGAGGACAUGGAGGACUUUGACGACGAUGACGACGAUGAAGCGGCAAUCGGUGAGGGUGCCGAUGAGAUGGACGGCAUCGAUGUGGACGACUCAGAUGACGACCUCGAGGUGACAGUCUCAAACCCCGACGACAAGAAGAAGAAGGCGGCCAACUCGUACCGUGACGACGAGAUCUUCAUGGGUUACACGCCCCGCACGAUCAACACGGCCGAGGAGCGUGGCUACGGCAUCUCCUCCGGCACACAGACUUCGAGCUUCGUCGAGCAGGCGCGCGAAGCGGCGAUGAACCUGACCAACGAUGACGGCGGCAAGGCACAGUUCGGCGACCAGGCCAAGUCGGGCAUGCGUUGGGACAAGAAGCAGAACAAGUACGUGGCGCGCGCCAAUGACGAGGACGGCUCCAAGGGCAAGAAGUACAUCCGCGGCGAGAGCGGCACCAAGAUCGCGGCGAGCUUCCAGAGCGGCCGCUACGACAAGUGGCGCAAGGCCAACAGAAUGGGCAAGCCGCGCGUGGGCGAGCUCGAGAAGAGCAACGCGCCGCAGAUCCCGACGGGGGUGCGGUACAAGCACAACCUGGAGAAGGCGCCCAAGGAGGCGGACAAGUUCCGUGACGAUUACCACGUGCGCAAGAAGAGGGUGGCUGAGGCUAAGGAGAAGCGUAUCGGUCGCUUCAAGGACGGCGCCGGCAGCAAGUUCGAGAUCAAGGGGGCCGAGGAUAUUCGCAAGGCGAGGAAAGAGGCGGAGAAGAAGAGGGCCAAGAACGCGAGGCCGUCGCGGAGGAAGUGA